Eucalyptus grandis is the source of this 1188-nucleotide messenger RNA. RefSeq names its product disease resistance protein RUN1-like. NCBI's taxonomy places the organism in Eukaryota, Viridiplantae, Streptophyta, Magnoliopsida, Myrtales, Myrtaceae. The transcript is spliced from 2 exons. Gene Ontology annotation, biological process: defense response. The record is from RefSeq and is a predicted model, not a curated record. Bases 423 to 959 code for a protein of 178 amino acids.
AUUGUGAGUGGUUCGGUAAAGGAAGUAGGAUAAUUAUCACAACAAGAAACAAGCAUUUGCUAACUUCUCAUGGAAUACAUUUGGAUCAUUUGUAUAGAGUUCCAGCUCUCAAGUAUGGUGAAGCUCUUGAACUUUUUAGAAAGCAUGCUUUUCUAAGAAGUCAAAAAAUAGAAAUUAGCAGCAAUCUUGUUGAUAGGGUUUUGCAUUAUGCCGGAGGCCUCCCUUUGGCUCUUGAGGUGUUGGGUUCUUUCUUGUGUGGUAGAGGAGAACAGGAAUGGGUUUGUGCCCUGCAGAAACUUUCUAGAAGUCCUGACAAAAAAAUUAGUGAUGUAUUGAAGGUAAGUUAUGAUGGAUUGGAGGACUAUGUAAAGGAGAUUUUUCUCGAUAUUGCCUGUUUCUUCAAGGGGCGGGAGACAAAGUACAUGAAGAAAGUUCUUGAUGGUUGUGAUUUUGACACGACUAUUGGGGUUGAAAUUCUCAUUGAGCGCUGCUUGAUUAGUAAAGAGGAAGGGACCUUACAAAUGCAUGACUUGAUACAAUUGAUGGGUGUGGAUAUUGUUAAAGGAGAAUGGCGUGAUGAUCCUGGCAAACGCAGUAGGUUAUGGCAUUAUGAUGAUGUUCUUGAGGUUCUAUCAGGAGAUGCGGGAACAGAUGUGAUAAAAGCCAUAGUUUUGAAGCUACCGAAUCUUGAAGAGAUAUACAUUUGUCCCAAUGCUUUCACAAACAUGAGAAAGUUGAGGUUGCUCAUCCUACAUAACGUACAUAAUUCUUUCCAAGGUCCCAUCCAUCUUCCUAAUCAAUUAAGGUGGUUGGAAUGUCAUAAUUGUGCCUUGAUUCUAGAAUUUGGCUAUGGUGCAAAGAAAUUAGUUGGACUCGAUAUGCAAAAUAGCAUGAUCAAGCAAGCGCCGAAAAAUUUGAAGGUACUCAUUCCUCUUUUCAUUACUAAUUCCUGUAUGUAGUAAAUCAAAUUAUGUAUGUUAUUGUCCUGAGGAAAACAUCUACAAUUACUAUAUUCCUUAUACAUAUCAAACCAUCACAUGUAGGCUGGCAAUCUAGUGCAUAGAACCAAUGCAGCUAAAAUCUUCUGUUUGUAAAUAGUCUACCUUAUAAUUGACAACUUGUUGAUCAUAGUCGAAAUACAUAUAUAGCAAAGAUUUCAUUUUUUAUUCUUGUACUUUAACUACUUUC